AUGAGCGGAAGUGGUCCAUAUGGGGGGGGUUCGCAACCAGCAGCCAGAGUUUAUCUUCCUUAUCUCAGAGGAUUAAAGUCUUUUAUCGAAAGAAAAAACGUUGAUAAGAAACAAGAUAUGAUUUAUGUAAUGAAUAAACAAAUUGAAAGUGAAGAACUUUGUGAGCGAGUAACUAGUCAUCAAUAUCAAUACCAAGUUGAACAGCGAAGUUAUGAAGAAAGAGAAAAUAUAAAGGAGUUAUACAUUAAUGAAGAGGAUUUAGAAGGAGAAUUAGAUUUAUCGGAUUUCACUAAAUUAGAAAAGAUUUUUAUUUCUUAUUAUGUAGACAAAAACAAAUUAGAAAUAGAGGAUGAAGAAAAAUAUAGUAAAAAAAAAGAUAGUGAAAAAUUCAUUAUUUCUAAAAAUAUCAAAUUACUUGAUGGACCUAAUGCUGAACUUUAUAUGCUAUAUAGUCAUGUCCUUAAAAAUGAGUUGCCUAAAUACAUUGAGAAAGUGAAGGAGGAAAUGGGAACUAGAUUUAUUAGGUUUAAUCAAAAAUUUAAAGAAGAGAAAGGCGAAAGUUUUGGUGAUUAUGUAGUUAAGAAAAUUGCCAACUCAGAUGACUUUUAUUUAAGUCCUGAUCGAGUGUGGAGGGAAAUAAAAGAUACUAAAAAGGAAAUUCAAGGAAAAACUUUAGACAUAGCUCCGACUAUACCAUUGGUUCUACAAGGUGAAAAUAAAAAAAAGAAUAAUGAUGGAAAAAAAGAUAUGGUUAAUUAUAUGAAACCAAGCAUCAAAAAACCAUCUCCCCUUAAAUUAAACACUUUUAACAAAACGGAAAAAACUGGCAAAGAAUUGGGCGAGAGUGAACUCCCCACUAGCACUGAAAAUAAAAGAUUUUUCGCUAACAACUCCAAACGCAUGAGAGCAUUAUCGGAUCUCACGAUUGUUGAGGAAGUAGAGGAGGAACCAAUUACAUCAGCAGAGGAGCAAAAAUCUAGUUCGACCACCCCCAGCCCUGAAAAUAAUCCACAAAAACUAAAAAAAGAGCAAAAUAAAUCUUUCCAAAUAAGUGAUAUUACUCGCUCAGUUACCGAAUUAGGACGACGACCAACCCCCGAGGAAGUAGAAAAGGCUUUAUUAGCCGCCGCCGAAGGAAAGAAUAACCAUUCAACUCUCAUAAUUAAUGACUGUCGCAAUAAAAUCGAAGAAUUGCAAAACAAUCUCAAUCAACUAGACGACAAAUUUCGCCAAUCCCAAGCAAAUCACCAAGAACAAAUAGCGAAAAACGGGGAAUUAGCCCAAGAAAACGAGAAUUUACAAAAUGAAUUAGAGGAAGGAUUAACCGACAAAAAACAAAAAGCCACCCAAAAGAUUAGAGAGUUAGUUCAAGAACAAAGAAACCAUAAAUGCCCCGUUCUGGAUAAUAGCGAACUAGCAGCAACCAAAACCGACCGCGAUAAAUUGCGAAAGAGAGAAAAAGCCCAAAAUGAAAAAAUUAUUUCGCUCGAAGAAGAAUUAACCGAAGCCGAAAGGAAACUAAAAAAUGAAGAACAAUGA
This is a messenger RNA of Ambispora gerdemannii, 1539 nucleotides long. The record is from the annotation of a GenBank genome assembly. NCBI's taxonomy places the organism in Eukaryota, Fungi, Glomeromycota, Glomeromycetes, Archaeosporales, Ambisporaceae.